GAGCCGACUCGUUUGCGAACGACACUGUGAAGAGUCACUUUAAAAGACUGAUCGCUGUGUUAGCUGCAUGGUAGAAACUUCUGGAAAUUAUCCAACAUGAGGAAUCUGCUUUUGUGUUUGGUUCUGGUUUUAGUUUUUAAAAGCUGCCUCAGCGAGGAUUGGUGCUACCAGUCCCAGAUGUCCUGUGAUCAGCCAUGCAAAGGGCCAGCAGCUUGGAAUGAGGUGAACAGUGUGUGUGGUGGUAACAGACAAUCUCCCAUCAACAUAGUGACCAAGAAAACUAAGAAGGAGUCCAGUCUCACCGCAUUCAAAUUCACUGGCUAUGACAAGAUCUUUACCAGCAUGCUGAAGAAUAACGGGCGAACUGUUUCGCUGGACAUACCUCUUGGGGCCACAGUUAGUGGGGGAAAUCUCUUACACACCUAUAAUGCUAUACAACUGCAUUUCCACUGGGGCAACAAUGGCAGCCCUGGGUCUGAACACACCCUUGAUGGAGAACAGUAUCCCAUGGAGCUGCACAUCCUGCAUUUAAAGGACACAUAUAUCGCUGUAGAAGAUGCACUGAAUGACACAACUGGACAAGCAAUUUUGGGAUUCUUCUUUGAGACUGAGGUGACUCGGACUCAACUUUGGCAGUUAUUCAUGCAGUGUGAGCGCCUGAGGUCACAGGAGCAUCAUGAGGUAUCAUACAGUGUGAACACCUUUCAUCCGCUGCAUCGACCUAUUGAAUCAUGCAGUGUGAGCGGUAAUGAGAUGACAAGAUUUCUCUCGUCCUCCAGUGAAUCUGACAGUGAAAACAAGGAGUAUAGUGCCUUCAUUGCAGCUCUGGCGCAGGUUCAAGAUGCAGAGGGUCAGGCAGAACUAGCCAUCUCCCUGAACAGUCUGAUCCUGUCUGAGAGGAUGCUGGGGGCCUACUAUCGUUAUGAAGGAUCUGAGACCACACCGGGCUGCUCUGAGUCAGUGAUCUGGACCAUGUUUGAGCAGCCUAUUCCACUUAGCAGAGAUCAGCUUGCAGCCUUCUCCACCCUGAAGUUUAAUGGUGGUAAGCCUAUGGUGGACACAUUCAGACCAGUGCAGCCUCGUAAAGGGCGGGUAGUGUAUCGCUCCCACUCUGGUGCAGCUAUACCUGCUAUGAUGUUCAGCUUCUUUCUCGUCAUGCUGCGUGUGUUUCUAGCGCUGUGCCUCUGCAAUUUCUACUAGAGCCGGACAUUAACACACAGAAUUCUCAUUCAGUUAAAAGCAAACAAAACUAAUCCUAAAUAUCAAAAUAUCAGAAAACAAAAGAGAUUGAACAUAUAGAUGAUUCUUUCUGACUUUUAUGAGUUUUUUAAAAAAUGUUUUAUUUGUUCUUAUGAAAUCAGUUGAUUUAGGCGUUCUGACUUCGUGUAUAUUCCUGUUCCUGUAGCAAAGGUUUUUCGUAUAUAAAUAUUCAUAUUUUGUUCAUCUGUUGAUUUUGCAGAGGAUGCUUAGGUUGGAAGCUUCCUGGAAAUGAAAUACAUAUAAUUAUUUUCAAAUAAUAAGAGAUUAAUAAACAACGGAACGUACAUUUAUAAGUACCUCAAUAACAUUUAUAUUUUAUUCCUUCAUAGAAAUGUGCAGUUCUUCAGUGGGUGAUUUACUGUAGAAAAAAAUAAACUUGAAAGAACAUGUAAAGCCAUGAGAGUGUAGACUCCAGCUUGGUGCUUGGUAGCUAGAUAAUGCUUUCAUUUGCCAAAAAAAAAUCAAAUAUAUCAUUUUGAAUAAGUGUUUUACAGAUGCAACAACAAAAAAAUGGGCAUUUCUUCAUAAACACUAAGCAUUUAUGAAUUUACAACCUGCUUUCAUGUAAGAAAAACUCAUGUGCCCUUGUGUUCUCUCAGCGUUAGUAAUGAAAUGGCCAGACAAUUAGUAGAACCAGGGGAUGACAAAUCAGGGUUAUUAGUUCCUUCGCAGUUGGUUUUAAUUGGUAGUAUCUGUCACUAUUACACAAAGCUACCUGUUACAGUUGUGAUCUGAGUGACUGUAAAAUGUUUUCACUAUAAGUAAAUAAAUUAGCAUUAAGUUAGAAGAUUAUCUUAGCUGGAUCAGGAACAAGCAGGUGUAUGGAAACACUUAUUAAACUGAACAAAAAAUGCAGUGCAAACUCGAAGGCCUUUUAUGUGUGAUGUGAGAAGAAUCAUCCUUUCCCUGGGAGUUCAUAUACUCGUUCAUGUCCCUUAGUCUGUAUAAUGCACUUAACUAAACAGCUCAUCAUGCUUAAUUACGUUUUAUUGGUAAGAUAAAUUAGAUUUCAGCUAGCAUUAUAAGCAACAAAACAUGGACCUGGGCAGCACAUCAGAGUUUACAC
Molecule: messenger RNA, 2326 nt
Organism: Ictalurus furcatus (blue catfish)
Lineage: Eukaryota; Metazoa; Chordata; Actinopteri; Siluriformes; Ictaluridae
Product: carbonic anhydrase-like
Exons: 9
Coding region: 97-1200 (367 amino acids)
Cellular component (GO): plasma membrane
Molecular function (GO): zinc ion binding; carbonate dehydratase activity
Source: RefSeq, a predicted model, not a curated record